Prinia subflava (tawny-flanked prinia) is the source of this 4347-nucleotide messenger RNA. RefSeq names its product LanC like glutathione S-transferase 2 (gene LANCL2). NCBI's taxonomy places the organism in Eukaryota, Metazoa, Chordata, Aves, Passeriformes, Cisticolidae. The record is from RefSeq and is a predicted model, not a curated record. The transcript is spliced from 9 exons. Bases 3 to 1373 code for a protein of 456 amino acids. Gene Ontology annotation, cellular component: plasma membrane. Gene Ontology annotation, biological process: peptide modification; carbohydrate metabolic process.
AGAUGGGAGAGAGCAUGUCCAAGAGGCUGAAGCUGCAGCUGGGCGGUGAAGCGGAGAUGGAGGAGCGGGCUUUCGCCAACCCCUACCCCGACUACCAGCCCCAGGGAGCCGUGGCAGCCCCCAGCGCGGCAGACGCCCACCGGGACAGGGCGCUGCAGCCGCCGGCGGAGGAGGAGUCCCUCCCCUUCGGCGCCGACGGGAAGGUCAAUGCUCGGUUCUCAAAACGGAUCCAGGCAAAAAUCAAGGACCUUCUGCAACAAAUGGAGGAAGGGCUGAAGACAGCAGAUCCACAUGACUGCUCUGCCUAUACUGGCUGGACUGGUAUUGCCCUCUUAUAUCUGCAACUGUACCGCGUCACGAAAAACCAGAGCCAUUUGCAGCGAUCUCUUGAUUACGUGAAGAGAAUCCUUCGCAAUCUGAAUGGCAGGAGAGUUACUUUCCUCUGUGGUGAUGCUGGGCCGUUGGCAGUGGGUGCAGUAGUUUACCACAAACUGAAAAACGACAGUGAGUCUAAAGAAUGUGUUGCCAAAUUGUUACAGCUCCAAAGGACAGUCAUCAGCACAGAUUCCGAACUUCCAGAUGAGUUGCUCUAUGGCAGAGCAGGUUACCUGUAUGCCUUGCUGUACCUGAAUACUGAAAUCGGUCCAGACACUGUCCCACAGUCUGUUAUUAAAGAGGUCAUAGAUGCUAUUAUUGAGUCGGGGAAAAACUUCUCAAAGGAGGAGCGGAAAACAGACCGUUGUCCUCUGUUGUACCAGUGGCACAGGAAGCAGUAUGUUGGAGCAGCCCAUGGAGUGGCUGGGAUCUAUUACAUGCUCAUGCAGCCAAUUGCAAAUGUGGACCAAGAGACCCUGACAGAGCUGGUGAAGCCAAGCAUUGACUACGUGCGUCAUAAAAAAUUCCGAUCUGGGAAUUACCCAUCAUCCCUGAGCAAUGAGACUGACAGACUGGUUCACUGGUGCCAUGGUGCCCCUGGAGUCAUCCACAUGCUCAUGCAAGCUUAUAAGACUUUUAAAGAGGAUAAAUACUUGAAAGAUGCUAUGGAUUGCAGCGAUGUCAUCUGGCAGAGAGGUUUAUUGAGAAAAGGGUACGGCAUCUGCCACGGUACUGCUGGCAAUGGCUACUCCUUCUUGUCUCUCUAUAACCUAACUCAGGACAGAAAGUACCUCUACCGAGCUUGCAAGUUUGCUGAAUGGUGUUUGGAGUAUGGUGCACAUGGAUGUCGUAUUCCUGACCGACCUUAUUCCCUCUUUGAAGGCAUGGCUGGAGCUAUUCACUUCCUCUCCGACAUUUCAGUGCCAGAGACUUCCCAGUUUCCAGCGUUUGAACUUAGACCUCAAAGGAGGGAAAACAAAGUGGAACAGGACGGCUAAACCCAUCAUUUUGAAAGGAAACUGAUGCCAAAAGAGAUGAGACUGUUUAGUGCCUCUGAUAGUGAACCAACUUGAUGCUGAACCGACAGAUGGAUAAAGCCCUUUUCUCACUCCUCCUGCCCCAAAGGGCCAUGAAGUCAUUAGAGCAUGAACAGGAGAAGCCACACUUAAGUUCUGUUAAAGUGACACCUUCAGAUGUAGGACCAGAGAAGUCAAGUUUUGAACUUCCUCUUUUCCGUUGUAUUUGUCGUCUUCAGGUCUUUGCUAUGCUCUGCACGUUUAUUGGUGUUGUGUGUUGAUCUGAGUCUUUUGUUGUUAGCCAAAAGCUGGUCUCCGUGUGAAUCUCUGUCCUGUACCUUUCGUGCAUGACUCACAAGAGCAGCGUUGCUUUCUGAAGCGUGGUUACCCGCAGAGAGAGUUUGCUGCAGGACGGUGCCCAGCUUCACUGGUGUGCUGGCAGCUCUAAAAAGAGAUGAAAAACGCUUCUAUGUUCAUUUUUUUCUGCCUUUUGCUCCACAGUCCUUACAAGCUAAGCUGGUAGAUCAGCCUGUUUUGAUGAAGAGCCAUGAGGCCAUUUCCAUUUUCAGAAACGUAGCAGGUUGGAAGGGAUCUGACUUGUCUUUUGCUGCUGUUGUGGGAGGCUUCUUUAAGAGAGAGGAUCCCUUUGAUACCUGCAGCUGGUUAGUGUGUUAGGUGCUUAUAGCAGGGUGGAGAUGCUUCUCCCCACUGCUGCACAGCCCCAUCCCAUGCUAUGAGCUUAAACCGCAGGUCGAGUCACUCGGACUAACCUCCCUCUGCCACCAACAGCAGAACCUGGACAGCAUAACUGCUGCUUCUUUCCUGGACCUCGAUUUGGAAUAAACCUGUCCUGCAGCCUCUCAUACAGAUGAGCAAGGGAGAGUGCCAGGGCAAGCUUCUCAUGCAGGUAGCUCAGGAUGAUUGUUACUUGGGAACCAAAGUGGUGAUUUGUUCCAGGCCCUUCCCUCCCAUGUAGUAGUACAGGAAUGAAAAAUACCAGCUGCUUUUGGAGGCUGCAGAAGAUUAUUGAGCAAGAUGGAAACCAUUGCUAGUGGCUGUAAUUGAAGUAUAUUUCAUCUUUAAAUCCACACAGAAAAAUCUCUUUUCCCAAAAUCUUAACUGCUGCUAGUGCAUUGCUUCUGCCUGUGGUAGGGUUGUGAAAUCCUGGACCUGCCUUCAGGUGCUCCUGAGUAUCAGGGCAUUGGUUUGGGCGAAGUGGGAUAUACUCGGAGUACUUGUAGAACAGGCUUAUGUGUCCAGGUAGUACCUAAAGUGUAGCGCACUCCCAGUCACCCAGGCUCUGUAGUCAUUCUUCCCCAGGUCUCCUUGUGCUCUGUCAUUCCAGGUGCUGAUUUUAAUCGGUAUCUUCUGUGGGGUGCAAGCGUGACAGAUGGAGUGUGGAGUUUGACCUUUUGGGCAUGCAUGGGGAUAUCUGUGACCUGUGGGCCAUCUGCUGAGUCCCAUUGUCUGUGGUCUGUGGUUGGAGUUGGAGGUGCAUUGUCGCUUCUGCAUAAAUCUGUCGAUUUGUCAUCUUGCAGGUGACUUCCUUGAGUGCAUUCCAGUGUCUGUUCCCAAAUCCCUUGAGAUGUUAGUAAUUUUCCCAUUCAGCUCUGCUGGACAACAGCAGCACAGUCAUACACAAACAACAUCACAGUGUAGCAGCUCAUCUGCUGGUUUUUCAGGUAGGAUUAAAACAUGGGAGCAGCAGAAGAGACUUUCCUAUCCCUCUGGCAAAGGCAGAAGCUGAGGUGGGAGCAACAAACCCAGCUGAAUCUGUACAGCCAGGGAUGGGGGAAAAUGUUGAAAGGCAGUGAGAGCAGGGAAUGCUGCAAGGCAAGCAGCUGGGCUGAAGCAAAGAGGAGCAGAGCAGCAGAAAGUGAGAAACAGAGGGAGUUAUUAAUGUGAGGGAUCAGCAAGGAACAGGAAGAGCUGGUCCUGGAGGCAAUGCACAGUGUACCAGCAGAGAGCUCUCGAUGAGAGAUUCCUCCAUGCCAAGAGCUAAUUCUGUUUCUUUCUUCAGCCUGUGGAUCUCUGCUCCCACCCAUAGAAAAGGCAGGGAGGAAACUUGCCCAGGAAGUCUCAAAGAAAUAGUAACAGAGGUAGAUGCCACCUCUGGUCCUGUUUCCCAUCAGUCCCCACCUCUUUGUUCCUUCCCCUCCACUGUGGCUGCAGAGCAUGUUGGAUGUCAACAGGGAGAGGGCUCACCACAUUUACAGGAACUGCUCGUGAACACUGUCCACCCUGGCAAAUCCUAAGCCUCCGUUGUAUGUACUGUUUAACCAGGGGGUCAGGUGGCAGGUUUUUCAUUCAGUGACUAUAUGCAUAUUGGCCUUGGCUACUGUGCUUGGAAUGGCUCCUGAGAGAAGUGAGUUUGGCUGGUUGGAGCCUAAAGGCAAUUAAAACCUGCUAGUUGUAAAAAUGUGCAGUUAUAUACGCACUCAGCACAGCUGAAUGGUGAGAGGUCCCCAAGCUGCUGGAGUGUGCCUAUCAAGAUAAUGAGCAAGUCAGCUACCUGCUCUUCUGUACCACAGCCAGGCCUCCCACCACCUUUCUCUGCAGAAUCCUCUUGGACUUGAGUAAGACUGGAAAUGUAUUGAGCUGGGAAGUGUCUUGACAGUGCAUCUGCCUCAUCUUCCCGCCGUAACUUUCCCCGUGGCUCCUCCUUUCUGUUCAUCACAGCGUUGUGCUAUCUAGGUGGCCCCUUAAGGAAAGAUGCAGUGUGAAGGUGAAAAAGUGCAUUUCACCCAGGUAUUGUCUUCAGAAAUGACAUCAAACUACAAAUGUAGAAAAUGUCUUAAUAUUCCCUGGUUUGCUUUGUCCAUGUGUAAUAAUCCACCUGUUGCAAAAAGCAAUAGUGUUAAAAAUGGAAAUGCUCUUUGGGCAGAAAAAGAGGAAAAAAAUGCUGAUGUUUUGUUCUUUGGCUUUAUUAGUAAAGAUUAAGCUAUGUGGUGGUUAA